AUGUAUCUCCACCAGUAUGAUUAUAUCUUUGGUAUCGGCACGGUGUUUGCCAUGCUCGAUGCCUUCAACAACGGUGCUAACGAUGUGGCCAACUCCUGGGCAACCAGUGUGUCCUCGCGGUCCAUCUCCUACCGCCAGGCCAUGGUUCUAGGCACCAUCUUCGAGUUCCUCGGUGCCGUCACGGUCGGUUCUCGGACCGCUGAAACCAUCAAGAACGGCAUUAUCCCCAGCUCGGCCUUCAAGGGCAAUGCCGGAGUCCAGAUGCUGGCUUUCACAUGUGCCCUGGCCGCUGCCUCAUCUUGGGUGAUGUGGUGCACUCGUCACUCCGCUCACGUUUCUUCAACUUACUCCCUGAUCUCGGCUGUUGCUGGUGUCGGUGUUGCUACUGUUGGUGCUUCCAAGGUCCAAUGGGGCUGGAACGGUGGUAAGGGUCUGGGUGCUAUAUUCGCUGGUCUGGGAAUGGCUCCGGUUAUCUCGGGCUGCUUCGCUUCCAUCAUCUUCCUGCUCAUCAAGUUCAUCGUUCACAUGCGCCGCAACCCUGUCCCUUGGUCGGUCUACAGCUCUCCCCUGUGGUUCCUGGUUGCUGGUACGAUCUGUGUCCUCUCUAUCGUCUAUAAGGGUUCUCCCAACCUGGGUCUGAACAAGAAGCCCGCUGGCUGGAUUGCUGGCGUGACUGUCGGUUCGGGCGCUGCACUCUGCCUCUUGUCGGCACUGUUCUUCGUUCCCUUCGUUCACUCCCGUGUCAUCAAGAAGGAUCACACUGUCAAGUGGUGGAUGAUCAUCUACGGCCCCCUCCUCUUCAAGCGCCCCGCUCCUACAGAUGCCGGUGAGGUCGCUGUGGUGCCGAACUAUGCCGUUGUCCAAGAUGAUUUCGAGGACGAGACUUCCACCACCCAUGAAUCUAUCGACGAGAAGAAGCCUUACCUCGACAGCACCCCCACUGAUGCCAAUGAGCAGCAAAUGGUCAAGGCCGAGGCCACCCAGAUGACAUACAGAGAGAUCAUGGCCCAAUCGGAGGCCCGUCACCGUGAGAAGCUCCUGAAGGGCCGCGGUCCUCUGGGCUGGGCUAUGCGCUACCUCCGUGACAACCCCAUGGGUGCUGGUGAGAUAUACGAGUGGCGCAACAUCUUGACCCUGAUCAAGCGCAUCCCUGCCAUCAUCACCGUCGGUCUCCUGUACGGUGCUCACUACGAUAUCCACGGUGCCCAGAGUGGUAUUGCCGGUACUCCCGAGGGUGAGCGCAUGAAGCGGGUCUACGACGCCGCCGAGAAGUACCCCAACGAGGUCGAGCACACCUACUCCUUCAUCCAGAUUAUCACUGCUUGUACUGCCUCAUUUGCCCACGGUGCCAACGAUAUUGGUAACUCCGUCGGUCCCUGGGCUGCUAUCUACUCUGCCUGGACUACUGGAAACCCCGCUGCUGCCAAGGCCCCCGUCCCCGUCUGGCAGCUUGCCGUUCUCGCCCUUUGCAUUUCUAUUGGUCUGGUCACCUACGGUUAUAACAUCAUGAAGGGUAAGCUACAAUAUCCACCUGAGAAGUUCCACCAGAUACUAAUCAUUUUCUCAACAGUCAUGGGUAACAAGAUCACCUACCACUCUCCCAGCCGUGGCUCCUCCAUGGAGAUGGGCGCCGCCCUCACCGUCCUCGUCUUCUCCCAGUACUCCCUCCCCGUCUCCACCUCCAUGUGUAUCACCGGUGCCACCGUCGGCGUCGGUCUCUGCAACGGUACUCUGAAGGCUGUCAACUUCCAGCGUGUCGGCCUCCUGCUGCUCGCCUGGAUCAUGACCAUCCCCAUCGCCGGCACCCUUGGCGGAUGUCUGAUGGGUCUUGUCAUUAAUGCCCCCCAUUUCGCUGCUUAA
Molecule: messenger RNA, 1860 nt
Organism: Penicillium daleae
Lineage: Eukaryota; Fungi; Ascomycota; Eurotiomycetes; Eurotiales; Aspergillaceae
Product: inorganic phosphate transporter
Exons: 2
Coding region: 1-1860 (619 amino acids)
Biological process (GO): phosphate ion transmembrane transport
Cellular component (GO): membrane
Source: RefSeq, a predicted model, not a curated record